AUGGCUUCACUCUCGUCUCCCCCGCCGCACCUCUCUCACUGCACGCCCUACUGCACCUCCGAUCCCGUCCUCGGCCACGUCCUUGUCUUUUACAACCCCUUCUCAUUAACCUCCUCCGCUGCGACCUCCAGGAUCGAAGCUCACAUCCUCACUUGCGCUGGUCUCCAGUCAUACCCGAAACUAAUCCUCUCUCCGUCCUCCCCCCUCUAUGCGGCUGUCAACCACCUCCCACUACCAAAACAAUCAGUCGAAGUAUACCGUGGCCUCGCAAUCGCAGUCCUUAAAUACUUUUCAGAGCUUCCCAAAGCGAUCAAAGAGAAGAUACUUCGCUCAAAAUCAAACCUACCGCAAAAUGGCGAGGGCCAGGCUGUCGCGUUUGACGAGAUGCACGCUGGAGAUCUCGCAGCGCGGCUCAAAGAGGUGGAGAUGGAUGGAUUAGUGGGGGAUAUUAUGCCGGCCCUGAGCGAGCGCUUUGUCAGCUGGCUGGAUGUAGAUCUAGUCAUCAGAUCUCCGAAUGGGGAGGAAGUAACGGAAGAGGCUAUGAGCGAUGGGGUUGAGGAGCUUCUCAGUCAUUUCGGAGACCCGACUCAUUUACCCUUUACUAAACUAAAGCGUGCUGCAAGCAGGCCUGCAUCCGCAAGACCCCAAUUGAAGAUCAAUGCUGCAGCUUUAGAACGUGAACUGGAGGAGCUACGAUAUACAGAAGCUAACUAUGUCGCAAAGCUACGGGAUCUAAUCGAGAAUCUCGUGAUACCUUUGCGCGCACGUUUUACACAGAAGAAAGCUGAAUCCGGAUUUCCAAGUGCAAGAGAUUUAGACACAUUGUUUCCCCCAUGCCUCGACAAAAUCCUAGAGGUUAAUACAAGAUUUUUGGCCGAGAUAGAGUUGGGGGGAAUUGAAGAAGUAGCGAAAGUUUGCUUAAAACAUUUUCCCGAAUUUAAGGACUGUUAUGCGGAAUAUCUACGAGCGUCUCCAGAGUUCGCACAAUUGCUUGGAAAGUUUUCAAAAGACAAGCAUUCAUCAUUCUCGAAAAGGGUUCAACAAACUGGCGAACAGAAGCUUCGAUCACUCAUUAUUGAGCCUGUUCAAAGACUGCCUCGAUACGCACUCCUCAUAGACAAUAUGCUUAACUCCAUUCCACUUGACCAUCCAUCUUUGAUCAUACUAAUGGAAGCUCGGGAAAUAAUUACUGAGAUUUGCUCACUGCAAUCAUCUGAUAUCGAUGAGCGUUCCCAAACAACAAAGCGUCUGCAAUCAAUAAUAGUUUCUUGGCCUUCCACGCUGAAGCCUUCCGGACGCCUUAUAACUGGGAUUGAUUUCCUUGACGUCCUGCCGCCCUUUAAUGACCAGAAUGCAGACGCAAUUCCUUCCACCAUGCUUCUUUUUGCAGACCGCCUGGUUAUUUUACGUCGGCCGAAACCGAAUUCUAUGCAGGCUCGUGCAAUUAUGGCAGAAGUUGAUAGGCCUGGUGGAGCUAUGGCUGCGAUCGGAAGUGGGACCAAACGAGAAGGGUCAGGCUGUGAUCUUCAAUUCGCAGGCUGGAUGGACCUUUCUGAUGUCAGGAUUGCAGAAAGUGACGGCGGAGAUAUUGUUUGGAUGACCUUGGCAAAGGAUUUAAAUGACAGUUGGGAUGUGCGUGCAGGAGGCAUGGGACUACGGCGAAUGAGGCUUCUAAAUGCAUACGAGGGGCGUGCUACUAAAUUUGCGGAAGAUCUCGUGAAGGCCAAACUGGAGCGUAGAGUCUCUACUAACGGGAAAGGCGUGAUAGGCCUUCGAGAGAUCAAAUCCGAAGGUCUAGGAUUUUGGUCCUGCGUUUGGGGAAGUGAAACCCGAUACACUGCUGAGAAGAGGAAAGGGGGGGUAGUUGUCUACAUUGAUGACGGUGGGGGAGGUGGAGGAAGCGGGAAAUGGGGAAAGGAGCUCACUGAAAGGAUAGGGAAACAGGGUGUUGAUAUUGUAGUAUCCGUGGAGGAAAUCGCGGGGAAUAAAAGGGUGUCAUCGCUACUCAGACUUCACUCACUCCCACAACAUCCCCCGUUGACAUCGGCGCUGAUGUCCGCGAACCGGAAGCUGUUGAGAGCUUCGGGUGUUCCAUUUGAUGGUGAGAGUAGGUUCAGCAGGCUUAGGCCGCCGAGCCCGGUGAAGCUAUUCAGUUCAUUCCUGGGAAGUAACAACAAUAACAACAAUAAUGCUGCUAGUGGUGUCCCGGGUUCCCCUAAUAAGCGACCUGUUCUUCUGGACCGGACCCAAUCUCAAAUGCUUCCCCCGAAAGUGGAACGUACCCCGAGUACCAUUCAGAAACGGCAAACCGUCAUGGGGGUUGAAAACUGGAGUCUUGAAGACAUCAACGACUAUGAGGAAAGAACGGAUGUGAGCAUCACAAUGGCGAACGAAAGCCCAUUAAAGCGGUUAGAGGAGACAUUUGAGGCCUUCAUUGUUGCACUUCGGAUGUUCUCUUCUGCUGAUGCCGACCUUGACCCACUCCGUGAAAUGUACGGAGUUGACAAUAUUGCAGUAGAGGAAUUUCUCGAGGACAUGGUUCACAAUCCCAAGGGUGUGAAAAUAGAGAUAGAUCUUGGUGUCGACGUCGUAUUUGAAGCAUUCCGUCGCUUUCUCCGCGGAGAAUGGAAAGAUGGAAUGGGGCCUGUCAUUGCAGAAAAGGCCCUGGCUGAGCUACAGAGUAAAAGCGAAGAGCUAUAUCCCGGGGAUUUCGAAGACUUUUUCAAGAUAUUUGUGCUAGACUGGACCCCGCAGAACAAAAGGGCUUUUCGAACCAUAGUCAUAUUACUUAGAGCUAUGCAGGGUCGAGUUCAAGAUGCUGAUGAUAAAGGACUGCUCACAAAGGCAUUUACUGAGUUAUUGGUCUUUGAGGACUCGGAUCCAUUCGAUUUCAUGCCGCUCGUGGAUAGAUUGGUCGAGGAAGCAGAUAGCCUUUUUAACGAUACGAUGAAUAGCAAUCAAGGUGAAGUGGUUAAUGGAAAUGGAGCGUUCGUCAAACGGCACAAAUCGGUCACCAGUGUUACUUAUUCAACUACGUCGCUGCGGAAGAGACUUGGGCUGAGCCAUAACCCAACGAGAGAUCCGUACAGUGCUGAUGGUAAGAGCAGUGUAUGGAGGACGCUCAGUAAGAGUAGCAGGCUAGGACAGGAUACACAUAAGGGUCACUUAGCAAGGAGUAAAUCGACAGAUUAUGAUGCUAGACCUUAUGUCCAACCAGCGGGCAGGCCAUCUUCACGAGACAGUCCAAAUCUCUUGAAUGCUUUCAGCAAUCCUAUGUCGCCGGCGCUGCCGCCUCUACGGCCCCUUUCAUCAGUCAUUCCUCCCCCACAUCCGUCUCCGGAAAAACCACUCCCCGUAGAACCUCCCAAUCUGGGAGUACCUAGCACUCCCAGCGGUGCUCCUCGAAGGAAGCGUAGAAGCUCCUUGAGUGACCUCACCAAUCACCCUGACUAUCAACCAAUUCUACCACCAAUGAGCUCAACUCCCGAUCACCCUGAUCCCCUCCACUUGCCUGAUCCCGAACCUCUUCGAUUCCCUGACCCUGAGCCUCUUCGAUUCCCUGAUCCCGAACCUCUCCGCUUCAGUCGAAACACACCUGAUCAUCCAGACCCUCUGCGUUUUCACAGAUACAACACACCAGACCAUCCAGAUCCUCUCCGUCUCAACAGACACACAGGUACACCUGAUCACCCAGAUCCACUUCGUCUCAGCAGACAUACAGGCACCCCAGAUCAUCCUGAUCCCCUCCGAGUCAGCAGGCAAACUCCAGACCACCCAGAUCCUCUACGCAUCAAUCGCCAUACGCCCGAUCAUCCAGACCCUCUUCGCCCUAAUAGGCAUACCCCAGACCAUCCAGAUCCCCUCCGUGUCAAUAGACAUACGCCUGAUCAUCCGGAUCCUCUCCGCAUCAACAGGCAUACACCUGAUCACCCAGACCCCCUUCGCCUCACCCCUAGAACACCAGAUCACCCCGAUCCUCUUCGUCUGACCCGCAGUAACGGGCUCCGCAAUCGUAGUCGUACUACGGUGAGCCCCCCGCAGAGGGCAAAUACACCACCACAUACACCUUCAACCCCAGGCCGCUCUAACUCCCGCCUCAGUGACCGGAGCAACGAGAUUUCAACUCGCCGUGGAACCACCGGGAAUACUGGGGCCGCCUCAAGCCCUGGCCCCCAGCGUCUCAAAAUGCAGAGCACACAAAAGCUCCGAGAACGGCUAUUGUCAGAAAAGCAGGCCAUCACUCGAGUUGAGAGCGGGCUACAGCGCGAAAUCGACAAAAUUGGCGAGGAGCUGAGCAUGGCCUCUCGUCUUUCCGGCCGUGGUACUGCUCACUCGGCUGCUAUCAAAGAGCUCACAUCGCGAAUCUCUCAGCUCGAGUCUCGAAUUCCAGAGAUAAAUGACUUGACCAAUAAUCUAGAGACCGUGACGAAUAAGUUAGAGAUCGAAAGAAAUAAAUUCGAAAUUACUCUUGAAAAGAAGAACAAGGAAUUAGAGGGGCUUGUGGAGGUGUGGAAUGAUUGCUUAAAUGAGAACGAUGUCAUGUUUGAGACUUUCAAUAAGGAGUUGGAAGUGCGGGUGGAGCAGGGGAAGUUGAAGAGAGAGAAUAUGAGAUUGAGGAAAGAAAAUAGUGGACUCAAGGCACUAGUGGAGGUAACGGAAGUGAAAGAGAGGUCUUUGGGGAGUCCGAUGCACGGCAAGUGA
Morchella importuna is the source of this 4701-nucleotide messenger RNA. RefSeq lists its product as uncharacterized. The transcript has 5 exons. Lineage: Eukaryota; Fungi; Ascomycota; Pezizomycetes; Pezizales; Morchellaceae. The record is from RefSeq and is a predicted model, not a curated record. Bases 1 to 4701 code for a protein of 1566 amino acids. Gene Ontology annotation, molecular function: guanyl-nucleotide exchange factor activity.